Molecule: messenger RNA, 5239 nt
Organism: Gopherus evgoodei (Goodes thornscrub tortoise)
Lineage: Eukaryota; Metazoa; Chordata; Testudines; Testudinidae
Gene: EPHB4
Product: EPH receptor B4
Exons: 17
Coding region: 2205-5159 (984 amino acids)
Biological process (GO): axon guidance; central nervous system projection neuron axonogenesis; protein phosphorylation
Cellular component (GO): neuron projection; plasma membrane
Molecular function (GO): ATP binding; protein binding; transmembrane-ephrin receptor activity
Source: RefSeq, a predicted model, not a curated record
UCGGGGUGCUGUCGGGCAGGACGAAGACUCAUUCUGCCCCCCCCCCCAAUAUUUUUGGAGGGUGGGGCUGAGCUGUGCGAAGAUCUGAGGCUGCCUCCAAAAAUCCUGGGGUCCCCCCUCGCCCCCAAUUUCUGCAGUUUUUGGGCUUCCUUUGUCCACCAGGACCGGGCCCCUACACCCCACUCGGGACCAGCUCGUGGGAGCGCGUCUAGUCCAGCCAGGCGGUUUCACUUUUCUGGACUCGCCCAUUGUUUCGGGAUUGUUUCGGGACCAGCUAUUCCAGAAACGGGCCCUUGGCCGGGAGUCAAAGCAUCCCUGACUCGAGAGGUUUCCGGAGCCCCACGACUUUUCGGGAGCUCCGAGACGCUGGACUUUUCUAGGGGAUCCUGGCUCAGGAAUUUCUCCAGAACCAACUUUUUGCCAGGGUUGGCGAGUUUUGGAGAAUCCAGUUUUUCUAGCCGGACGGUGUUUGUCUCCGUUGAUUUGCCAGAGUCCACGUUUGUAGGGAAACCUGACCCCCCCCCCACAAGAAAUUUAUUUUUGAGAUUAUUUUUUCUAGAUUGGGUUUGUUCCCACCCCCCUUGACUGGGGACAAAUCUGGGGUAAUUUUAUAGCUUUGGGUGAGAUCUGCAUUUAAUAUUUUUAGAUGGGAAGAAAUCUCAGUUUAAUUUUUCUGGCUCAGGAAGAAAUCCAGGUUUAAUUUUUCUGGAUCAGGGCAAAAUCUGGGUUUAUUUUUUUUCUAGAUUGGGAAAUAAUCUAGGUUUAAAUUUUCUGGAUCAGGGUGAAAUCAGGGAUUUGAUUUUUUUCUGGAUCAGGGCAAAAUCUGGGUUUAUUGUUUCUGGAUUGGGAUGUAAUCAGGGUUUAAUCUUUUCUGGAUCAGGGUGAAAACUGGGCAUAACUUUUUUUUCUAGAUUGUGGAUAAAUCUAGGUUUAAUUUUUCUGGAUCAGGAAGAAAUUCAGGUUUAAUUCAGGGCGGAAUCAGGGGUUUAUUUUUUCUGGAUUGGGGCAAAAUUUGGGUUUAUUCUUUUUGGGAUUGGGUGAAAUCUGGGCUUCACUUUUUCUAGAUUGUGGAUAAAUCUGGGUUUAAUUCUUCUGGAUCAGGGUGAUUUCUGGGUUUAUUUUUUUCUGGAUCGGGGCAAAAUUUGGGUUUAACUUUUUUCUAGAUUGAGGUGAAAUCUGGGUUAAUUUUUUUCUAGAUUGGGGAGAACUCUGAGUUUAUUUUUCUGGAUCAGGGUGAGUUCUGGGUUUAAUUUUUUUGGAUCAAGGUGAUUACUGGGUUUAAUUUUUUUUGACCAGGGUGGUUUUGGGGUUUAAUUUUUCUGGAUCAGGGUGAAAUCUGGGUUGUUGUUUUUCUAGAUUAGGAAGAAAUGUAGGUUUAAUUUUUUCUGGAUCAGGGUGAUUUCUGGGUUUAUUUUUUCUGGAUCGGGGCAAAAUCUGGGUUUUUUUUCUGGAUUGGGAUGAAAUCAGGGUUUAUUUUUUUCUAGAUUGAGGAGAAGUCUGGCUUUAUUUUUCUGGAUCAGGGUGCAAUCUAGGUUUAAUUUUUGUAGAUUGGGGCGGGGAAAACCCAGGGUUUCCUUUUUCUAGAGUUGGGGGAAUCAGGGAGUCAGACAAACUGAGGAGUUAAAACUUUCUGGACUGGGCAACAAUGGAGCAUUAAAAGUUUCAGAGUUUAGGAGACAUUUAGGGGUUUCCAUUUUUGCCGACUGGGGGAAAAGUGAUCGUUUCCCUUUAGACUAGGGGGAAAUGGGGUGUCCAUUUUGUGCUCGACGAAAGGCGCUUGGGGGCUGAGUUUUUCCAGAUUAGGGACCUUUGGGGGGGCUGAUUCGCUUGUUAGCCUAGGGAGAAUUUCCUCUAGAUUAGAAAAAAAAAUUGUGGAGGGAGGGAGUUGAUUUUUCCACGCCAGAAAUGUAUUCAGAGGUUAAUCUUUUCCAGACUUGGUCAGUUAUUAGGACGUAAAUAUUCUUGGGGGUCGAAUUUUCCAGCUAUCUGGGGGUAGCGGAGUCCUUCCAGAGAGAGGGAAAUCUGGGGGAUUCAGUUGUCCCAGAUCAGGGCGGGCUGGGGCUGCCGUGUUUCUGGGCAAAGGAUUAUUUUUCUGGAGUAAAGUUUCCCCGACUGGGGAUUUACUCUCCCCCCCUCCGGUUGGUUGAUCAGGAUUUCGCGACAGCAGCUUUUCCCCUGGCCAGGAAUUCGGGACCGACCCGGCCAUGGAGCUCUGGCUGCUUUGUCUCUGGCUUCCCCUCACUCAGGCGGUGGAGGAGACCUUGCUGAACACCUGGCUGGAGACGUCGGACCUGAAGUGGACGACGUACCCCCAAACGGACGGCCAGUGGGAGGAGCUGAGCGGGCUGGACGAGGAACGCCAGCAUUCGGUGCGCACCUUCGAGGUGUGCGCGGUGGAGGGGCCGGGCCGGGAGGCCUGGCUGCGCAGCGGGUUCGUGCCCCGCCGGGGGGCCACCCACGUCUACGCCGAGCUGCGCUACACGGUGGUGGAGUGUUUCUCCCUCCCGCGCCCGGCCCGGGCCUGCAAGGAAACCUUCAACGUCUUCUUCUACGAGGCCGAGCGGGACCUGGCCACGGCCACCGACCCGCCCUGGCUGGAGAACCCCUGGGUCAAGGUGGACACGGUGGCGGCCGAGCACCUGACCCGCAAGCGCCCGGGGGCCGAGGCCACGGGGAAGGUCAACGUCAAGACCCUGCGGCUCGGGCCGCUGAGCAAAACCGGCUUCUACGUGGCUUUCCAGGACCAGGGCGCCUGCAUGGCCCUGCUGGGGGUCCGGCUCUACUUCAAAAAGUGCCCCGGGGCCGUGGCCCGGCUGGCCGCCUUCCCCGAGACGGUGCCCCGGGAGCUGGUGACGCCCGUGGCCGGCGCCUGCGUGGCCGGGGCCGAGCCCGAGGGGCCCGGGCCCCUCAGCAUGUACUGCCGGGAGGACGGGCGCUGGGCCGAGCACGCGCCCGCCGGCUGCGUCUGCCUGGCCGGGCACGAGGCCGCCGAGGGGAACACGCAGUGCCGAGCCUGUGUCCCCGGCACCUUCAAGGCCGCGCAGGGUGAGGGGCUCUGCCAGCCCUGCCCCCCCUACAGCCAUUCCUCCGCGCCCGGCGCCUCCAUCUGCUCCUGCCGCAAUGGGUACUUCCGUGCCAGCGCCGACCCCCCCAGCUCCCCCUGCACCACGACCCCCUCGGCCCCACGCAGCAUCGUGCCCCAGAUCAACGGCUCGGGGGUGGUGCUGGCCUGGAGUGAGCCCCUGGAGAGCGGGGGCCGGCGGGACGUGACCUACAACGUGCUCUGCUCCGAGUGCCCCGAGGGGCGGCCCUGCCAGCGCUGCACCCGCCUGACCUUCGCCCCCAGCGCAGCGGGGCUGGCGGAGCCGGGGGUGACUGUCCAGGGCCUGCAGCCCUACGUCACCUACGCCUUCGAGAUCCAGGCCGUCAAUGGGGUGUCGGACCUGAGCCCCAACCCGCCCCAGGCCGAGCUGGUCAACGUCACCACCACCAAGGAUGUGCCCCCGCCCGUGGACAAGGUCCAGGGGUCUCUGUCCACCACCGGGAUGGUUCUGAGCUGGCCGGUGCCCCACCCCCGCAGCGGGCGCAUCCUGGACUACGAGGUGAAAUACUACGAAAAGGGCACGCCGGGCGGGGAGUCCCCUAUGUUCAUGAAGGCGUCGGAGGCCCAGGUGACGCUGCGGGAGCUGCGCCGGGGGGCGUCCUAUGGGGUGCAGGUCCGCGCCCGCUCCGAGGCCGGUUACGGGGAGUUUGGGCCGGAGUUCCUCGUCCCCAUGCAGGGCAGUGAGGCGGGGGGCCGGGCGGAGCAGCUAGGGCUGAUCGUGGGGGCGGCCGCCGUGGGGGCCCUGCUGGUGCUGGCCGUGGUGGCAGUGGCUGUGAUCUGUAUCAGGAAACACGGGGCGGGGGGCCGCGACCCCGAAUACUCGGACAAACACGGCCAGUACCUCAUUGGGCACGGCACCAAACUCUACAUCGACCCCUUCACCUACGAGGACCCCAACGAGGCCGUGCGGGAAUUCGCCAAAGAGAUCGACGUCUCCUACGUGAAAAUCGAGGAGGUGAUCGGCGCCGGGGAGUUCGGGGAGGUGUGCCGGGGCCGGCUGAAGGUGCCCGGGAAGAAGGAGGGCUGCGUGGCCAUCAAGACGCUGAAGGGGGGGUACACGGAGCGGCAGCGCCGGGAGUUCCUCAGCGAGGCCAGCAUCAUGGGGCAGUUCGAGCACCCCAACAUCAUCCGGCUGGAGGGGGUGGUGACCAGCAGCACCCCAGUCAUGAUCCUCACCGAGUUCAUGGAGAACGGGGCGCUCGACUCCUUCCUGCGGCUGAACGAGGGGCAGUUCGCGCCCAUCCAGCUGGUGGGGAUGCUGCGGGGCAUCGCCUCGGGGAUGCGCUAUCUGGCGGAGAUGAGCUAUGUGCACCGGGACCUGGCCGCCCGCAACAUCCUGGUCAACUGCAACCUGGUCUGCAAAGUCUCCGACUUCGGCCUCUCCCGCUUCCUGGAGGAGAACUCCUCCGACCCCACCUACACCAGCUCCCUGGGUGGGAAGAUCCCCAUUCGCUGGACGGCCCCCGAGGCCAUCGCUUUCCGCAAGUUCACCUCGGCCAGCGACGCCUGGAGCUACGGGAUCGUCAUGUGGGAGGUGAUGUCCUUCGGGGAGCGGCCCUACUGGGACAUGUCCAACCAGGACGUGAUCAACGCCAUCGAGCAGGAUUACCGCCUGCCCCCCCCGCCCGCCUGCCCCACGGCGCUGCACCAGCUCAUGCUGGACUGCUGGCAGAAGGAGCGAAGCGCCCGGCCCCGCUUCGCCCAGCUCGUCAGCUCCCUCGACAAGCUGAUCCGCAACCCAGCCAGUCUGCGCAUCGUCUCCCGGGACGGCGCCGGGCCAUCCCACCCCCUCCUGGACCAGCGGGCCCCCCCCAGCGCCUCCUUCAGCUCCGUCAGCGACUGGCUCCAGGCCAUCGACAUGGGCUGCUACGAGGAGAAAUUCAGCACGGCCGGAUUCAGCUCCCUCGAGCUGCUCAGCCAGAUCUCCAGCGAGGACCUGCUCCGAAUCGGGGUGACCCUGGCCGGCCACCAGAAGAAGAUUCUCUCCAGCGUCCAGAACAUGCGAAUCCAGAGCAAAGCCGCCCCGUCCGGAGGGGCGGCCGGGAGCCGGUUCUGACCCGAUCCGGGAGUCGAGUCCUGCCUGGUUCUCCGGAGCUGGGAACAAACCGGACCCCGGGUUACUAACGGGGCCCUGAC